AUGACUGUCUCUUCUGCUCCCUACUGCCUCGCCGGGCAGGUCGCUUUGGUUACUGGCUCUGGCCGGGGGAUUGGCGCGGCGAUCGCGGUUGAACUGGGCCGCCUGGGCGCCAGCGUGGUGGUAAACUACGCGAACUCCUCGGCAGCAGCAGAGAAGGUCGUGGCGGAGAUCCAGAGCCUGGGGUCGGCCGCGAUCGCGAUCCAGGCGGACGUGCGGGAGGUGUCGCAGACGGUGAGGCUGAUGGACGAAGCCGUGGCGCACUUUGGUGGACUGGACAUUGUGUGUAGCAACGCCGGGGUCGUUAGCUUCGGUCACCUGGGAGAGGUCACCGAGGAGGAGUUCGAUCGCGUGUUCAGCCUCAAUACACGCGGCCAGUUCUUCGUCGCCCGAGAGGCCUACCGCCACCUGAACGAGGGCGGUCGCAUUAUCCUCAUGUCUUCCAACACUGCCCACGACUUCAGUGUCCCCAAGCACUCCCUCUACUCUGGCUCCAAGGGAGCAAUUGACUCCUUCGUACGUGUCUUUGCCAAGGACUGCGGUGAUAAAAAGAUCACUGUCAACGCCGUGGCCCCCGGCGGCACGGUCACCGACAUGUUCCACGCGGUUUCCCACCACUACAUCCCGAAUGGCGAGAAGUAUACCGCCGAGGAGCGGCAACAGAUGGCCGCUCAUGCUUCACCUUUGAUGCGUAAUGGAUUUCCCUUGGACAUUGCACGCGUGGUGUGCUUUCUGGCCAGCAAGGAGGGUGAAUGGGUAAAUGGAAAGUCCUUGACGGUGGAUGGAGGAGCAGCCUGA
Aspergillus aculeatus ATCC 16872 is the source of this 795-nucleotide messenger RNA. RefSeq names its product SDR family oxidoreductase. The record is from RefSeq and is a predicted model, not a curated record. Gene Ontology annotation, molecular function: oxidoreductase activity. The coding region runs from base 1 to 795 and encodes 264 amino acids. Lineage: Eukaryota; Fungi; Ascomycota; Eurotiomycetes; Eurotiales; Aspergillaceae. The transcript is spliced from 2 exons.